Molecule: messenger RNA, 1806 nt
Organism: Tarenaya hassleriana
Lineage: Eukaryota; Viridiplantae; Streptophyta; Magnoliopsida; Brassicales; Cleomaceae
Product: glutamate decarboxylase 4
Exons: 7
Coding region: 54-1565 (503 amino acids)
Biological process (GO): L-glutamate catabolic process
Cellular component (GO): cytosol
Molecular function (GO): pyridoxal phosphate binding; glutamate decarboxylase activity
Source: RefSeq, a predicted model, not a curated record
AAAAAAAGAUCAAGAUUUUUUUUUUUGUGUGUGUAAGAGAGACAGAAAGUAAGAUGGUUUUAUCUAAGACAGCUUCGCAGUCCGAUGUGUCGGUCCAUUCCACGUUCGCUUCACGCUACGUUCGCGAUUCUCUUCCACGGUUCAAGAUGCCGGAGAAUUCGAUACCGAAAGAAGCAGCGUACCAGAUCAUAAACGACGAGCUAAUGUUAGAUGGGAACCCGAGACUGAAUUUGGCAUCGUUCGUGACGACAUGGAUGGAGCCUGAGUGCGAUAAGCUCAUCAUGGACUCCGUCAACAAGAACUACGUCGACAUGGACGAGUACCCCGUCACCACCGAGCUCCAGAACCGGUGCGUGAAUAUGAUAGCGCGUAUGUUCAACGCGCCGCUGGGUGAAGGCGAGGCCGCGGUCGGAGUCGGGACGGUGGGAUCUUCGGAAGCAAUAAUGUUGGCCGGUUUGGCAUUCAAGCGCAAGUGGCAGAACAAACGCAAGGCUCAAGGCCUUCCUUACGACAAGCCUAACAUCGUGACCGGAGCCAACGUCCAGGUUUGCUGGGAGAAAUUUGCACGGUAUUUCGAGGUGGAGCUGAAGGAAGUGAAACUGAGAGAAGGGUAUUACGUAAUGGACCCGGUCAAGGCCGUGGAGAUGGUGGACGAGAACACUAUAUGCGUAGCUGCGAUUCUCGGUUCGACCCUCAAUGGCGAGUUCGAAGAUGUCAAGCGCCUCAAUGACCUCCUCCUAGAAAAGAACAAGCAGACAGGAUGGGAUACAGCGAUACACGUGGACGCGGCGAGUGGAGGGUUCAUAGCGCCGUUCUUGUAUCCGGAGCUGGAAUGGGACUUUAGGUUAGAGCUGGUGAAGAGCAUAAACGUGAGCGGACACAAGUACGGUCUGGUCUACGCCGGAAUCGGAUGGGUCAUUUGGAGGAGCAAAGCCGACUUGCCCGAAGAACUCAUCUUCCACAUCAACUAUCUCGGCUCCGACCAACCUACCUUCACCCUCAACUUCUCCAAAGGCUCGAGCCAAGUGAUUGCUCAGUACUAUCAGCUAAUCCGUCUUGGAUACGAGGGAUACCGGAACGUGAUGGAGAACUGUAGGGACAACAUGAUGGUCCUAAAGCAAGGACUGGAGAAAACGGGACGUUUCAAGAUCGAAUCGAAAGAUGACGGAGUUCCGCUGGUGGCGUUCUCGCUCAAGGACAACAGCCGUCACAAUGAGUUCGAGGUGGCCGAGACUUUACGUAGGUUCGGGUGGAUAGUGCCGGCCUACACUAUGCCUGCUGACGCUGAGCACGUCACCGUCCUGCGUGUGGUCAUAAGGGAAGAUUUCUCGCGUACUCUGGCCGAGAGGCUCGUUCUCGACAUCGAGAAGGUCCUUCACGAGCUCGACACUCUCCCCGCUAGGGUCCACGCCAAGAUGGCUAAUGGUAACGGAGAUGUUAACGGAAAGGUUAACGGGUUUGUGAAGAAGACGGCGGAGGAGACGCAGAGGGAGGUCACUGCCUAUUGGAAGAAGCUUGUACAGAACAAGGACAAGAAGGCCACCAACAAGAACAAGAUCUGCUGAUUGAUUAAAUGGGGAUAAUUCGCUGCAUUUCUUCCCCCAGGUUUUCAUUUCCUAAAAUCUUAUUUUAAAAUAAUGAAUUUCAUUUUUUUUUUUUGGUUGUUCGGGGGUUUUGAGAUUAUUUACUAUUUAGUUUGAGAGGAGUAACCUUUGAAUGGUGCUCUAUCCAGAGAUCCAUAUAUAACUGCGAUGUAAUAAAAUUUUGACUUUUCCCGCGUAAUAAAAAGUUAUAGAAUACAUGAAA